Molecule: messenger RNA, 1050 nt
Organism: Phaeodactylum tricornutum CCAP 1055/1
Lineage: Eukaryota; Bacillariophyta; Bacillariophyceae; Surirellales; Neidiaceae
Exons: 1
Coding region: 55-1050 (331 amino acids)
Biological process (GO): protein farnesylation; protein geranylgeranylation
Cellular component (GO): CAAX-protein geranylgeranyltransferase complex; protein farnesyltransferase complex; cytoplasm
Molecular function (GO): CAAX-protein geranylgeranyltransferase activity; protein farnesyltransferase activity
Source: RefSeq, a predicted model, not a curated record
UUGCAUUCGACCAACCAAAGCACUACUCUUUUGGAAGAGGCAUCAAGGUUGGACAUGCCCUUAACCACAAUCGAUUUACCUACCGUUUUUGCCGAUCUGGCCCCCAUUCCCCAGCAGGACGGCCCACACGCGGUAUGUCGGAUCGAUUAUCCACCCGAUUUUACGCUCGCGUACGAUUACAUGCGAGCACUUUGGAAAGCAGACGAACGAUCCCGACGAGCUCUUGAUUUGACAACACUGUGUCUUGAAUUAAAUCCAGCCAACUAUACCGUUUGGCAUUUCCGACGCUUGUGUUUGGAAGCUUUGAAUUUACGUAACGACCAAACGCAAAUCGGCGUAGAUCUAGCGUUGGCCGCCGACUUGGGAGGAUCCAAUCCCAAGAAUUACCAAAUCUGGUACCACCGCCGUGCUUUAUUGGAAAAGCUUGAUAACCCGAAGAUCUUGCGCGAUUAUUGUCACCAAGAGCUGUCCUAUAUUGCGUCGGUGAUCGUGAAGGACGGCAAAAACUAUCACGCGUGGUCACACCGACAAUGGAUUCUGCGGACCUUGAACGACGACACUGCUUGGACAGACGAAGUUUUGUACACGGAAUAUCUUAUCGAUGAAGAUUUGCGCAAUAACUCAGCCUGGAACGGUCGGUGGUUUGCCGUUCACCGGGGACAAAAGGAGCUUCUCUCUGUGGAGACCGACGGUCCGGCGCAGGCUGACUACGCAAUUAAGAUCGCGAGACUUGAUCCGUACAACGAAAGCCCAUGGCGCUUCCUAAUCGCUGUAUUGAAUGAGCAGCGACCGCAGCUUUCUCAUGAUCAAUUUAUUGAGCUCGUGGAGAGCUACCUGGGGCGCAUUCUUGAAAUCCAAGAAAACGUUGUGGAGCCAUCCGGCAAAGGCCCCUGUCCAAACUUGCUCUCCGCACAAGUUGAUUUGCUAGAGUGGAUGAGCGACGGUUCUUCAAAAACGAAAGCAUUAGACUAUUUAGAAGAGCUGAAAACCCACGAUCCGAUACGUAAGCGAUACUGGGCGAUGCGUCAACAACAGAUUCAAGCUUUGUAA